AUGUCCGGCAGGACUCCCGCUUGGACUAGUGUCGGCGGGAAGAAAGUUAACGACAUGGCGUUUCACCCCAUUCACGGAACACUAGCAACGGUUGGAUCUGACGGCAGGUAUAUGUUUUGGGACAAGGAUUCACGGACAAAGAUCCGCGGCUUAGAGACUCCCGAUCAACCACUUACUUGCUGUGCAUUCAAUGCCAAAGGUCAAAUCUUCGCCUACGCUGCCGGCUACGACUGGUCGAGAGGACACCAGUUUGUAGAACAAAAUAAGCAGCCAAAGAUAAUGCUACGUGCUUGCUUGGAUGAGAUGAAACCUACUAGAAAGCCUUAG
Protopolystoma xenopodis is the source of this 327-nucleotide messenger RNA. Lineage: Eukaryota; Metazoa; Platyhelminthes; Monogenea; Polystomatidea; Polystomatidae. The record is from the annotation of a GenBank genome assembly.